Messenger RNA from Eleginops maclovinus (Patagonian blennie), 2594 nucleotides. RefSeq lists its product as uncharacterized. The record is from RefSeq and is a predicted model, not a curated record. Bases 140 to 2113 code for a protein of 657 amino acids. Lineage: Eukaryota; Metazoa; Chordata; Actinopteri; Perciformes; Eleginopidae. The transcript is spliced from 4 exons.
CACUCGUCUUGGAAAAUGAACUCGCCCUGCUCGUUGGCGCUCGUGAGAGUUGAUGCUGCGCAGAGAAACAGCUACGAAAUGUUGCCGAGCAACGACAGAUUUACAAGAGGCAGACAAAGAUUGACGAAACUGUUGCAGCAUGAGUCACCUAUGUGGCAGGGCUUUAUCGGACAAAGAAAAAUGUUUAAAUGUUUUCAACAAUCAACUAAAAUCAGCAGAUAAAAACCCUCGCUCAGUGAACAGAUUUACUGCAGACUGCAAUUGUUUACAUCAUAGUAAAACAGGUGAGCAGAACAAAAUGAAAAGACGUAGGAGCCGCAAGGAGAGGAGUCAGAUGAGAGGUGAUGUGAAAGAAUUCCCAGCGUACAAGUCACAUCAUCAUCAAUGCCGCAGCCAAAUCAGUAAAGACAUGCCGGCACAUUUCAAGAACUGCUGUCAAAGUAGCUUCCACUGUCCUUCAAGGAGAGAGGGAUCUUUUCCAAGCAUCAUUCCUGCAGCACAAGAGCCCAGUAUAAUUACGGACAGUCGCCUGAUAGGUCACCAUGGCCUGUUCAACCAUGAGGUGAAGUCUAUCGACAUUGAACGCUUGUUAAGUGAGCAGAGGAAACGUGGACAGCAAGUACAUGAAAACAAAAAUGCUACUUCACGUCCAGUUUCAACAUCUCAUAUUCCUUCUCCAUCCACCACUCAUGAUUUGUUGGUUGCUGAUAAUGAUGAAGGUCUGCCAUUUCAAAAACAAACAGUCCAUGAUGAUUGCGUGAAGAAAGAUAACCAAAUGAGUCAGGUAUCAGAAAUAACACCCGGGCAGAGGGCGCAACAACAACUUGAGCUUUCUUCGGAAAGUGUUAAAAGCAUCUCCUCAUCCAAACACAGCUCCAGCGAUGUUGUGAUAGUCAAGAGCAAGAAGAUUAACCCUUUCGUGUCUGAUAAGGAGUCUCUGCUGACUCCCACUGUUAUGAAAACAUUAAACCAGAAGGUAAAAGGACAUGUGAUUUUUGCUCUGGAUCACACCCCAAUGAACCAGGAGUCUGCUGUCCAUCAAACACAGGCUCAUGAUGUCAGCCCAAGCCUCCUUCAGGUUUCCAGCUCACACACUGCUGACAACUCUGACUUACAUCCCAGAAGAGCAGAUCCUGACGGUGUAUCUCAGUUGGUCAAGGCUGUGGCAGAACGUUUGUGUGACUCUCUGCGCUUCCCACUACUGAAGAGGAGAAACCUGGUGGCAGAGAGCAGGGAUGUUCUGCUGAGAGCUCUACGGGAGAACCACGGAUCCCGCCUUCAGGAAAACCUACAGGAGGUGCAGCGAUGCCUCAGCUUUGGUGCUGAUCCUUCAAAGAAAGUCCAAAAUCAGGAGUCGACCAUGAUGGAUGAGCUUCUACCUCCAGAUGUAUUCCAAGCAGCGUUCCAGGCCAAAACUGCUAGCCAGCCAUGUUUUGACACCCAGAAAACCACACCUUUCAGAACAACGGGAAGUAGACAUUUUAACUGGAAAUCCAGGCCACAACAAAACCAAAACAUGGAACCGAUCGCUGAUUGGUUGACGAGCCCUGUGGAGACUUCUGUCAGCAUUUUGGAUGACAUCCUCAGACCUUCUUGCACUCCCCAGUUCUGCAUGGACUUUGAGCCCUCUGGAGGUACAGCCAACAAUCAUUUGUUCUCUCCACCCUCCUGCUGGAGACAAACAGCCUCUGAAUCCGACACCUGGGAAGAGCGCUUCAACAGAAAGAGGAGUAAUACAGACUUUACUUUUGAUUCCUUUGAAAAAAGCAUUAUAGACGACACCAGAGCAGAGAGAAGCCGCACCAUCCAGCCUUUCUUUCCUUAUCAAACACAGCUGUCAGAUAGAUGUCCUGCAGAGCUAAUGCAUUUCCCCCAGGAAAAAGACCCAUUUCAAUCUGACAGAUAUUCAUUUGCUCCCUCCUUCUCCACCCAAAAGAGUUUCCAUCCUUACAGCCAAUUCAAUCAUCCUUCUACUUGCCCUCACCUCAGGUCCCAACACAAUGACAUGAAGCAUUACCCUCCAUCUCACAUGAUAGACAAAGAUCCAGCAGCUCCUCUCUCUUCUUUCCCGAGCCCCGAGCAGUGGACCUUCCCUCCGAUGAGACUGUACUAAUAUGAGGUGACACUCUGCAUAGAGACAAGCCUAUGAACCUUUCUUUGGCAAACUUAAAAAAAACAAUUCUCACUUAAUUCAAACCACCAAGAGUUUUUGUUUACAGCAAAAAAAGAUGUUGUGUGUGCUCAUAUUCUUUUUAAUUAAAAACACAGUAUUAAAUGUAAUAGCAGUAGCUGACAUGGCAAGAGUUACCCCUUUUAUUCUUUUGUCCCAUUUCUGCUGCGAUAAAGAAACGCACAAUUAUGUAUUGUUUGCAUUUUAGGAAAAGAAAUGAAUGUGCAGAACUGUAUACAUAUCAUCUUUAACACUGGUGUUAUAAUGGGAAAUUCUUCAGGUGUGCUAUUGUGAAAGCAUUUUCAUAUAUUUUGUGUAUGUGGGCUACAUUUAAGUGAAAUAAACAUAUUGUUACCAUUGUGUAAUAAAACAAAAGUGUCAAAUAUAAUUUAAAUGAGCACAAUAAAUGAGAUGACACUUCUGA